AUGGGUGCUGAUGGACUCAUGGCCACUGCGGUGGAGAGGCUGGGUAUAAUAACCAGCCUCGUCGGAAAGACUGCCGCCCUCAAGGGGGGCUUCAACUCUAAAAUUAUGCGGGCCUCCUCGGAUAUCAGGGAUAUCGUGGACACCCUGGUGGCGCGCAGCGAGUCGGACGAAGUUCGACGCCUUAAGGCCGAUAAUGGUCGCCUCCAAAGGGAGGUGGCCAUUAUGAAGGCUGAGGUCGCUGCGCUCCGCCGGGGGUUCGAGGAGGCUCGCCGUGAGGCUGCUCAGGCUGCGCGGACGGUGCAGCGGCAGGCUGCUCCAGUGGAGGAUGAGCUGGAGCAGAGGAUGGCCAGAUUGAUUGAUGGCCGUCUGGCAGCGCUAGGACUGGCUGGGUGUCCUCGGAGUGCCACUCGUCCACCUCUGGCAGGUGACAACUCCGAGGUGGCGAGGGCUGCAAGGACGGCCAUUGAUCGGGCCUCCGGUCUGGGUCCGGCGCCGCGGCUUGAGCAGCCGGUGGUGGAGUUGGAGGUUCGGGCCCCUGCACGCCCGGCCUCUGAGAGGCGGGGUUGUAAGGGGGUAGGUGCUGGGGGAGUGACAGAGUGGGGGCCCUUCGGGCCGUCGACCUCAACAGCUGUGGUCGACGAAUGCCCGGAGCUCCCCUGGGUCGAAGUCCGGGGGAGGAGGGGGAAGGGGAAGGGCGUGGGAAAGAAGUCCCAGCCCAAACCUGCGGAGCGACCGGCGGCGGCCCCAACAAAGGCCACUGCAACGGCGCCCAAGGCACCCCCCAGGGCGGCGCCAGCGAGGGCGGCCAAGCUGUCGGCCCCUAGCUCCUCGGCUGUAAUUCUUAAGUUACAGCCGGAGGCAGUGCAAAAUGGGGCCACAUACAGUUCCGCCCUCCUCAAGGCCGAGCAAGAGGUGAACCUGGAGGAGCUGGGCAUUGGCUCGCUUCGGAUUCGCCCGAGUGCGACCGGAGCGAGAUUAAUUGAGGUCCCCGGCUCCUCUAGCUCAGGCAAGGCGGACGCACUUGCUUCGGCCUUGAAGGUGGCCCUGGCCGGCGUCGUGGACGUUUUCAGGCCCGUCAAAACUGCGGAUUUCCGCGUGACGGGACUGAAUGAUGCGGCAACGGCGCAGCGGAUAAAGGCUGCGGUCGCGCAAGCCGGGAGCUGCACGGAGGACCAGGUCUGGGUGGGUGAAAUCCGCUCAGACUGGCGGGGCUCUGGCUCUGCCCUGAUGCGCUGCCCGGUCACGACGGCCAAAAAGCUGAUCGAGGCGGGCAGCCUCACGGUAGGCUGGAGCCGGGUGCAGCUCCGGCACCUGGAGGCGCGCCCCAUGCACUGCUACAAGUGCAUGGGGAAGGGGCACACUGCAUCGCUGUGCCCCUCGCAGACGGACCGCAGCCGGCUCUGCUAUAGGUGCGGGGAGGCAGGGCAUUUGUCCGCCUCCUGCACAGCGGAGCCCCGCUGCGCGGUAUGCCGCGACGCCGGCAAGCCGGCGGGCCACGUGAUGGGGGGUAGGGCCUGCAACCCACCCCCGAUCCGAGGGAAAGGGCCGUCCCCUCCUCCGCGCGAGGGAAGGCAAGGGGAGGCGCCAGUCGGCCAAAUGGAGGAGUGA
This is a messenger RNA of Plodia interpunctella (Indianmeal moth), 1608 nucleotides long. RefSeq names its product rootletin-like. Lineage: Eukaryota; Metazoa; Arthropoda; Insecta; Lepidoptera; Pyralidae. The transcript has a single exon. The coding region runs from base 1 to 1608 and encodes 535 amino acids. Gene Ontology annotation, molecular function: zinc ion binding; nucleic acid binding. The record is from RefSeq and is a predicted model, not a curated record.